Messenger RNA from Salvia miltiorrhiza (redroot sage), 775 nucleotides. Its product is annotated as transcription factor ILI3-like. Bases 44 to 313 code for a protein of 89 amino acids. The record is from RefSeq and is a predicted model, not a curated record. Gene Ontology annotation, molecular function: protein dimerization activity. The transcript has 2 exons. NCBI's taxonomy places the organism in Eukaryota, Viridiplantae, Streptophyta, Magnoliopsida, Lamiales, Lamiaceae.
UCCCUUUUUAAGGACGUCAUCUUCUCCUUCAAACUUCAACAGUAUGUCGAGCAGAAGAGCAAGAGCUUCCAGACUUACAGAAGAUGAGCUUAACAACCUCAUCUUCAAACUACACGCAUCCUUGCCACAUCAUUCUAACUCAACCUCUGAUAAAAAGACAAGUGCAGCAAAGAUUUUGAAAAGGACAUGCAAUUACAUAAAGAAGCUGCAGAAGGAAGUGGAUGAUCUAAGUGAUGGACUUUCUCAAGCUUUGGCUUCUGGAGAUAUCAAUGCCGCUGAUGCAGACACCAUUACCACAUUUUUACAGCUCUAAUAUGCCACAUUCAUUUUCUAUUACAAAACCUACAUGUUUCAUGCAUCUUAAUAUUAUAUACUCCCUCCGUCCCAUGGAUCUUGAGUCACUUUUCUUUUUCGGCCAUCCCACGAACCUUGAGUCAUUUUCCCUUUUAGCAAAAAAAUUCUCAUUUAUUCACAUUUUCAUUUUUUCACCUACCACACUCAACACACUAAAUACUAUUUUCUUAAUUCUCGUGCCGAAAAAAAUUGACUCAAGAUUCGUGGGACAGAUAUAGUAUAUUUAAUUUUACGUUUGUAAUGUAAUUUAUGUUCUUAGCGGUAGAGUAUUUAGAUGAAACUAUAUAUUUGUAAUAAAGAUCAUGUGUGAUACUAUAGUUUUCGAGAAAAGACAAAUUCGAUUGUCGUUGGGUUUUCCCACGAGGGUUUUCCUACAUAGAUUUUAACGAGGCUUGGCUCUUAGCCUGCAUUGUGCUUUCAA